This is a messenger RNA of Eucalyptus grandis, 1725 nucleotides long. Its product is annotated as GDT1-like protein 4. The transcript has 13 exons. Gene Ontology annotation, biological process: Golgi calcium ion transport; manganese ion transmembrane transport; calcium ion transmembrane transport. Gene Ontology annotation, cellular component: Golgi apparatus. NCBI's taxonomy places the organism in Eukaryota, Viridiplantae, Streptophyta, Magnoliopsida, Myrtales, Myrtaceae. Gene Ontology annotation, molecular function: manganese ion transmembrane transporter activity; calcium ion transmembrane transporter activity. The record is from RefSeq and is a predicted model, not a curated record. The coding region runs from base 508 to 1197 and encodes 229 amino acids.
GAUCGAAUCCCGGACUCGAAGAUUAGAUAGAACAUUAGAAAGGCAAAGCCAAAAGGAAAUCACUUUCGAUCUCCAGUUUGCCUAAAUGGGCAUCUGGGUUUCAUGCCGUUGCUCGUGGAGUUCGAAUCCGGGAGCAGUAAGUCUCACUCUCCAGUCCCUUGUACCCUGUUUAGCAAGUGCAAGCAUCUUGCGUAUGAAGCAGGCAGAAAGGAUACAUUUUAUACGUUUCAUUUUCUGUUUACCCUUUAACACCUUUUGGCCUCGUCUAUUUAUUCUGCCCAAGAGGCGACUCGUUUAAGCCAAGCCACGCCACCGAACGGGCAUAGAACGUCGCGCUUCUCGCUCUCCCUUCUGCUCUCUCUUCUCUCCUGCCUGCAAAGCUCGUCCGGGUUCUUUCGGACGGACGGAGGGAGGGAGGGAGGGACGGAGGGUAUCCGGAGGAGUCCUUCUUGCCGCCGCUUCCAUCUCCACGCUUGCCCCUCGCUGCCGCUCGCCAGCUGAGUCGAGAUGAGCUCGGUCUUGCAGGGCUUCUCCAAAUCGCUCGCCAUGACCGUGCUGUCCGAAAUCGGAGACAAGACGUUCUUCGCGGCCGCGAUUCUGGCUAUGCGUCACCCAAGGAGACUUGUCUUGUCAGGUUGCUUGGCAGCUCUGGUGGUGAUGACAAUUCUUUCUGCUUUUGUUGGUUGGGCUGCUCCUAACCUGAUUUCCCGUAAAUGGACUCACCAUAUAACAACAUUGUUAUUCUUUGGGUUUGGCAUUUGGUCUUUGUGGGAUGGAUUUCAUGAGGGAGGGGAAUCUGAAGAACUUGCUGAAGUUGAAGCAAAAUUGGAUGCCGACUGGACGAAGGCUGGCUCUGGAGCAGCCAAACAGAAUGGCAAGGUUGCUGAUGAUGUUAAAAAAGAGACACGGCCAUUUCUCUCACAGUUCUUCUCACCCAUCUUGUUGAAGGCAUUUUCAAUCACAUUUUUCGGUGAAUGGGGUGACAAGAGCCAGCUGGCUACAAUUGGUCUGGCAGCAGAUGAGAAUCCAUUUGGUGUAGUACUUGGUGGAAUUGUUGCACAAGCGUUGUGUACAACCGCUGCUGUUGUGGGAGGGAAGAGCUUGGCAUCUCAGAUUUCUGAGAAAAUAGUAGCCUUGUCAGGUGGAGUCCUCUUUAUCGUGUUUGGUAUUCAGUCCUUUCUCUCAACAGUCGAAUGAUAAGACACGAUAUUGUUUAAGUGAGAAGAUAUAAGGAAAAUCAGCUUCAGCUUUCUGGAUCGCCAAAAGAAGGGGAUUGGAACCAUUUAUCCUAUAAUACUUCAUAGCGACAUGGAAGCUAAAAGAUGACAACUUUAAUUUUGAAAGAGACAUGAGUUGGCUUCAUGGUGACGGUAGCCAGCUACAUUGGUGUAUUUUCGACUUGCUAUAGCGACAAUUCUUAGAAACUUCAUUCAGUCCAUAUAACAUUUUGCUUCCUUUCUGACUCUUCUAUAGAUGAAAAUCAUACUGGAAUGCCAAUGUCAGGGAUUCCAUUGCGAUCAAUAUAGCUUAGAUUGCUUUUCACCAUAUCCCUGCCACUCUUUCUCACUUGUAUUUUUCCCUGGGACACCAUGUGCCCUUUAUGUACUUGUAUUCUGUCCAACAUGCUUUUCUUUUUCUGGCCAAUUAGCAGGAGGGUUUCUAUAGUUAAAUCUUUUCAAGAUGAAGAAACUACCUGUCUCUUUUAUAAAAUGAAGUACUUUCGGA